GCCCACAUGUGUAUUUUUACCUAGCUCCGCCUACCGCGGGUGACAGCGUUGUAGACAGAAUUACACGCAACAGUACCGUAGCCGAGCGAGUGGGAAGGAGGUGGCCUGUGAGACGAUCAGAUACACAUUGUCCAGUGAACUGUCCCAUAACGUUUUACACCGCUAAUCGGGACAGUCGUGUGGGGAAUAUACAUGUGUUAGCAACCACUGUGUCUGGCCAUUGCGGUACCGUGGAAGCAUUGUUUCAUGGAUGGAGUAUCGGUCGUGUGAUAUGUGUGAUAUACCAUAGCUGAACAUUGUGAUCGGAUUGGUAACAGUUGUUUGAGUGGAUUGGCAUUUAUGUUUGGAAAUUGACAUAGCGAAAGGCAAAUGGAAAGGUAUUAACAUUUGCAGCGACUUGGAGUAGAAUGGUGUUCGUCUUGUGACAAUUACUUGCAGCGAGCAUAACACCCGGUGGCACAGUCGGCUACCCCCGGGACGUCAUACAUCGGAGGGUGGAUUACCCUAGCUCGGAAAUUAUUCUUUGGUGUGAUGCCUUCGAAGUCUAAGGAGAUGGCUGAUACCAUGCGGGAGAUGACACGUGCCCCCACCCCAGGGCGACCACGGCUGCGACCCACGGGACGACCGUUGUCGGUCCAUCACACCAGACAUAACCUCAAACAUAGGUUUGAGUUGGUCAAGACGCUGGGGAAGGGGACGUAUGGAAAGGUCAAGUUGGGGAUUGAGAGAAAUACGGGAGAACAGGUUGCUAUCAAGUACAUCAAGAAGACGAAGAUCCAUGACGAGACGGACCUCAACCGUAUCCGUCGUGAGAUCGGCAUCCUGUCCAGUCUCAAGCAUCCGCACAUCGUCAAUAUCAGAGGAGUGUUUGAGAAGAAGGACAAGAUUGUGAUGGUGAUGGAUUGUGCCCUCGGCGGCGAGCUCUACGACUACAUCAACGAAAGGCGCCGGCUCACUGAGAAAGACGCACGGAGAAUUUUCAGACAAAUCGUCUCGGCCAUCAAUUACUGUCAUCAGAAUGGUGUCGUUCAUCGUGAUCUCAAACUGGAGAACAUCAUCCUAGAUGAGCAGUCCAAUGUCAAGAUUGCGGAUUUCGGCCUCGCCAACAAUUUCGGGCAUAAUGAACUACUUUCUACAUUCUGUGGAAGCCCCCUCUACGCUUCACCAGAAAUCGUGAAUGGUCAACCGUAUCAUGGUCCAGAGGUGGACAUGUGGAGUCUUGGAGUGGUGCUGUAUACUCUGGUGUAUGGCGCCAUGCCCUUCGAGAACGCCAACCUCAAAGUCCUGCGCAAACAGAUCUCAAGUGGGGAAUACUACGAACCCUCACACCAAUCAGAGGCUGGUGGGCUGAUCCGGCAGCUGCUAAGUGUCAACCCCGCCAAACGUGCCACCAUGGAGGACGUGCUCGGGCACUGGUGGAUUAACGAGGGCUACAGCCACACCCCUAAUCUCGAACCCUAUCCCCGGAUCCAAAUCCCUCCCAAAUCUCUCUCCCAUCAUCACAGCUACUCAUCGGACAGUGAGAGUGAGUACGAGACCCGCUACAAGAGUGGAUCAGUCAAAGGAAUAUUGAAAAAAGACAGUUGAAACUCGAAAACGUCUCCCGAUGCUUGUGAUAAAAUCUCGGCUCCUUCCAGCAAUGUUCACAUGGAACCCGAUGACCAGCCGUCCAAUGCAUCACAGGAUUUGUGUGGUACUUUGGACAAUAAUUCUGGGGAUGAGACAAAAAAGGUUUUCGACUGCGACAAGAAGCCACGUCGUGGGAUCCUGAAGCGACGCGGCAAAUUCUCAGGCGGAGACAGUGGUUGUGAUUUGAGAGACGAUUUGGCCAGGAAAAUAGAAGAUGAAGAGUCUCCCAAACGUGCAAGUGAUUGUGAAGAUCUCAGCUAUGAAGACUGUGAUAUAAAUAUAGACUUGUCCAAAACCUCAUCCAGUACGCCAACCUCGGGGUCAUGUGACGUGACGGAGGAAUGUGUGGUCCAUACUCUUCCUUCAAACAAGACUGACGUCGUGCCGAGCGGCAACGUCACUAGCUCAAUCAGUAUAUGUAUAUCCUCUGAUGAAAAUUUCUCAAAUAAUCCACAAACUGUUUGCACAUGUAGUACAACAAAAGUAGUGCGUCGGAGAAAAGGAAUCCUGAAAAAAGGCGGCACCACAAUGGAGGAUCCAAGGAACCGCCUCAGUGUUGGGAGUCUUAGCUCCAAUUCUUCAGCCGAUAUCCUGGACCUUUCGUUUGACAGUGCAGAUGGAGAUCAGUUUCUGGGAAAGUAUGACCGUCAGAGUUUAAAACGUGAAAGUCAAAACAUAAGCCCCCUGGCUACUGAGGGACCUAGGUUCGACGCUUUCCCGCUAUCCAGUGACUUCAGUGCCUUGAACCUUGAGGGUAGGUCACAGCCUCAAACCAAAGUUCUCUACGAUGACCGAAUGUUUGAUAUUGAAGAUGCUCGACAAGUUUAUCGUCAGGCGCUCGACAUCUGCCAUAGAGUAUAACUGUGUCCUUGACCUUGUGUAUUGUGUGAAGCAUCAAAUGUGUCUGUGGGGUAUGUGUGGAGGAGGGAUCAACUGCGACUGAAGUUUAUCAAAGACUGUCUCCUGAAAUACAUGGCUGAACAUUGUUAAAUGUCUAUGGAAACCUUACUGACUUUGUGCAACAGAUUUUACAAGACUGAUGUAUGUUUCAAUGGAAACCCAGCUUUAUGUGGCUAUCAAAUAGUCCUUGAUUGUAGUGUAUGCUUGUCAGUAGAAGUGCUUCAAUUACAUGUUAUUGAAUUCAUUUUCAGUUAAGUUCAUGAAGUAAUUUACUAAUGGGAAUAACUGUACAUGAAGAAUUCUAUGGUGAGUUUCAAGACACAGCAUUGAGGUGCACACAAACCUGUUUAUCCCAAGCAUAGUCCAUCUCUAAGGUCUAAACAGGAUUUAUCUAUGAUUCCAAACAAGUCAGCUGGCAAAGUGAAAUAAUUGUGAUGUUGCAAAACUGGAUUAUUGUAAUGUUAAUUUUGUAAAUUUGGUAGAAUUGGGAAAUGUUUAAUUUAUGUUGGGAAUUUUUACUGUCAUUUUCCACAAGCUUGUUUUGGAACAUUAGGCCACAAUAAAUCCGUGUUCAGACACUGGUAUGACAUCAGAAAGGAUUGUAAAAUGUAAAUUAAAGCUACCAUGGUGCUAUAUUUGUUCUCAAUCUCUCCUUAGUUCAUUGUGAUUUGCUCAACUUCAAACAUAAUGAAAGUACUAUUGUAUUACUCUAAGACAAAGUAAUGCAAUAUGUUCCAUUACUCUAAGCUGUAAAGCAUUACUGUAUUGCGCAAUGCUAACUUAAUGCAUUAUCAAAUUAUUCAGUAACAAUGCAUUAUGAAUGCAUUUGCCAAUGCUUAUGUAAUGCAUUAUUGCAUUACUCGAAUGUCAUGCAUUAAUGCAAUACUCUUCACUAAUGAAUGAAGUAUCACAUUAUGCUCAUUGGAUGCAUUGCUUUCUUAUGCUUUAAUGCAUUAUUGUAUGCUUAAGCCAUGUAUUUGUCUUCGCUGACGUUAUGUAAUUUGAAUGUUGUGUCCAUAUAUGGAUAUUUCCUCCAUGAUAUUUUGCAGGAUAUGCAUAUCUCUCAAAGAUGUCACAAAAUGUCUUUUUCAAUUUCCAAUGUGCCUCUCCGUAUUUUAGUUCAAGAUAAAUUUUAUAGUUCAUAAAUCUAUGCAUUUUUAUCAAAAUGCACAUUAUCAUGAAACUGAUUUUAUACAUAUGGAAAUGACAUACAAAUUAUUUAUUUUGCACCAAAGUUGUCUAUCGAUAAAUUCACGUUUCCGUUUUAAUAUGGAGUUGGUUCUAUUUUAGAUAUAUGAUAUUAUUAUGCAAUUACAAAACACAUUCCCCUUGUAUUCAGGGUCAUUUCUUAUGACAUAAUCCCAUAUGAUAAAUUUUUUGGUGGAGUUCACAAGGUGACAACUGACCUUCAAUAAGUGACCUUCACAUUUUUGGGUCCUAUCCACUGUGUUCGUGUAUUUCUCACCAUACAUCAUGUCUGUGUAAUUGGAUGUUACAUACUUUAAUUUGGAACUUACUGUACACAUGGAUACUGAACUAUGACUUUUCAGUUUUGCUCAGCCAAGAUUCUGAUCUCGUUUUCGUAGUUUCGCAAUGAUCUAGGUGUGCCAUGGUUUGGCAUGUAUGUCAUGAAAAGGAAAUCCUGCAGUAUAUUCCAACAAAUGAAUCGUACUUGAAACCAAAGUUGUAAUCCAAAUAAUUUCAUAAUUCACACGGUUUAUUCUACGUAUUAACCUAGUUUCAACAGAGAUACAACCUGUCAUCCCAUGUUUUUAACAUGAGGAAUACCAUUAUGUGCGAUAAAGUUACUAUUGUUUUGUUAAUUUUAGUUGUCAUGACAUGACAUCAUGCUCAUUGUCAUGUUCAACAUGAAUGCAGCAAAGCCAUAGUAGACUUAUAAAACGCCAGUUGCAUUAUUGCACAGCAUACAGAUGUCUUAAAGGGACCCUCUGACCAUAAAUAAGUAUGACCAUGCUAAUUAUGUACUACUCAAAGGAUCGCCUGGCUGUUUCAUGUUACUGUAGUUAGUUGAUAUGUCUUGCCAUGAUUACUAUCUUUUGUUAUGAAAGAAUGUGUCCUUAAUUUCUUUUGAGGAGAAUAUAUCUAAGUCCUUUAUGACCUCAAGAUGUUGUCUGACACAAACGAAGAAGUUACAACUAACAGAACUCAAAAUAUUAUGUCGAAGAAGUAUUCAUGUACGUUUAGGACAUGUUUUAGGACACAAUAUUAUUUGUUUGAGCUACUGAUGGAUUUCUUAUCAGCCACCUAGAACAUGGUUAUUUAUCUGGUGGAAGCAGAAUUGACAAGUCAGUGUUUCAUGGCGUUGUGUAGUGUAAGAUGUCCCCAAUAUGUUGACCCUAGAAGUCGAAUUUUCAGCUAUAACUUAUCAUGUUCAUUGCCGGUUUUUAUAUAAUUUGUGUUGUAAUGUGUUUUGUAUCAUCUGUGACUUGUAAUUUAUUGAUAGUUUCCCAUCUCUUACAACUUUUGUAUCAUUUCCAGAUUAUGUGACAUCGAUGAUUUUAGGAAAUCCUGUCAGAGGUUCAUUUCUAUCAUGUAUUUAUUUAUUUUCUCUUCACUGCCAAAGAAGCAACUCAACUUUCACAUCUUUGCUUUUGUAUAUUUAGUUUUAUGUAAACAGCCGGUCUGUUGUGUCUUCUUGUUCUUAUCUUAACCAAGCGUCAUUUUUCAUUAGAUGAUGAGCAGUUAAGGUCCUAUAUUCCAUUAUGAGGGUAACCAUAGUAACUGACAAAAUAAGCUCUCAUUUCCUUUCUAAUUUUGAUAUCUACUCCACUAAGUCUUUAUGGACAGCUAAUAUUGAACCAGAGCUUACUGUUAGCUAGUAGAAAUGCUUUUAGAUUGUCCCUCCUUUCAGAAAUGGUCAUUACUGAAGAACAAAACAAUUUUUUAGAAUUGAAAAAUAAUUGUGUAUUUUAGAUUAUUGUGAUAUACAUAUUCAUGCAUGUGUCUUGUGAAACAUUUCAAGUUCAGAUUUUAUAUGGUCAUGUAAAUGUUGUCUAAGAAGUUGAUUUGAGUUGGUGGAAAUGUUCUGCAAAUUUUAUUGAUUGUAUUCAUGAGGAGGGACUUGCUCUGUAGUUCAUUUAAUAGAACAUUGAUUUGCUCUAUAGGUCAUUCAAUAGAACGUUGAUUUGAUUCUAUAGGCAAAUGAAUAGACCAUUGAUCUGCUCUAUAGGUCAUUCAAUAGAACACUGACCUGCUCUAUAGGUCAUUCACUCGGACAUAGCCUGGCUGUCUUGUGUGAACUAUAUGCAAUAUGGUGGAGCUACCAUUCAAAGACAGUGGUGUCCGUAGUAGCUAGCUAUUUGUGUGUAUCUGUAUCAUCCAACCCGAGCUUCGUUCUCUAGCGUGCCUGACAUUGUGAGUUAUUUGGAGCAUUAAGCUUUAAGCAGUGACAAAUAAACCAUUCUUACAUGA
Molecule: messenger RNA, 5961 nt
Organism: Haliotis rubra (blacklip abalone)
Lineage: Eukaryota; Metazoa; Mollusca; Gastropoda; Lepetellida; Haliotidae
Product: NUAK family SNF1-like kinase 1
Exons: 8
Biological process (GO): intracellular signal transduction; protein phosphorylation; microtubule cytoskeleton organization
Cellular component (GO): cytoplasm
Molecular function (GO): ATP binding; protein serine/threonine kinase activity; tau-protein kinase activity
Source: RefSeq, a predicted model, not a curated record